Molecule: messenger RNA, 1981 nt
Organism: Pyrus x bretschneideri (Chinese white pear)
Lineage: Eukaryota; Viridiplantae; Streptophyta; Magnoliopsida; Rosales; Rosaceae
Product: protein DETOXIFICATION 35-like
Exons: 7
Coding region: 118-1626 (502 amino acids)
Biological process (GO): xenobiotic detoxification by transmembrane export across the plasma membrane
Cellular component (GO): membrane
Molecular function (GO): xenobiotic transmembrane transporter activity; antiporter activity
Source: RefSeq, a predicted model, not a curated record
UGCAUCUUUGUGUGACUGUAAAACACCCUGUAGAGAGGAACAAUAAAGAAAAGUUACUAUAAACCACAUACAAAUAGUUACCAAACUCUCAAACUUGAAUAUCUUACGCCUAACUAAAUGGAGGAGCCGCUGCUCGACCCAGCCACCCGCGGCACCACCGAGUUGUGCAAUAAACAGCUUAUGUACGAAGGUGAGAACGAAGACUAUGCGCCGGUGAGGAGCUUUGGUUCGUUGCGGCGUAUGUUUUGGAUAGAGACGGUGAAGCUGUGGCAAAUAGGCGGUUCUGCAGUUAUCACUAUCAUGUGUAUGUAUGGGACUAACUCAGUCAUCGUGCUCUUUGCCGGUCAUCUCGGAACUAUUGAGCUCUCCGCUAUCUCCAUUUCCCUCUCUGUCAUAUCCACAUUCACUUACGGAUUCAUGCUUGGGAUGGGGAGUGCACUGGAGACCCUGUGUGGACAAGCAUUUGGUGCUGGACAAAUUCACAUGCUUGGGAUCUACAUGCAACGAUCAUGUAUAAUUCUAUUCGUAACCGCCUUCUUACUCUUGCCGAUUUACAUCUUCGCCACACCGAUUCUAAAGUGGCUAGGCCAAGAAGAUGACAUAGCGAAUAAAGCCGGAAAAUUCACACUUCAAAUAAUCCCCCAAUUGUUCUCACUUGCCAUAAAUUUCCCAGCCCAAAAGUUCCUCCAGGCUCAGAGGAAGGUGAAGGUGCUGGCAUGGAUUGCAGUGUUGGCCCUGGUCAUACACAUUGGAAUGCUAGCGCUCUUCAUGUAUGUGUUUGAUUGGGGCACAUUGGGGGCAGCUGUGUCAUUUAACCUCACAAGAUGGGGGAUUUCAAUUGCACAAGCUGUGUAUAUUAUGGGUUGGUGCAAGGAGGGUUGGACUGGAUUUUCAUGGCUGGCAUUCAAUGAGAUUUGGGCAUUUGUGAGACUUUCUCUUGCCUCAGCAGUCAUGCUCUGCCUAGAAAUUUGGUACAUGAUGAGUAUGCUCAUUCUCACGGGCGGUCUUUCUGAUGCAGUUAUAGCCGUUGGUUCUCUUUCAAUUUGCAUGAACGUCAACGGGUGGGAAACAAUGUUGUUCGUUGGAAUAAAUGCUGCAAUAAGUGUUUGUGUCUCCAAUGAGCUUGGAUUAAGACGUCCUAGAGCAGUCAAAUACGCCGUUUAUGUGACAGUAUCUCAAUCUCUCUUGCUUGGUCUUCUUUUCAUGAUUAUUAUUUUAAUAACCAAAGACGAUUUUGCCGUAAUUUUCACAAGUGACAAGGAGUUGCAACAAGCGGUCGCUAAGCUUGCAUACCUUCUUGGUAUAACUAUGGUGCUCAACAGUGUCCAACCAGUAAUAUCAGGUGUUGCAAUUGGAGGUGGAUGGCAGACAAUGGUUGCUUAUAUAAACUUGGGUUGUUACUACAUUUUUGGACUUCCUCUUGGAUACGUUCUUUGCCAUGUUGCAAAUUUAGGAGUCACGGGACUUUGGGCGGGCAUGAUAUGUGGAACUGCUCUCCAAACCAUACUUCUGCUAAUUAUACUUUACAAAACAAACUGGAACAAAGAGGUGGAGCAAGCAACAAUUCGUGUUCGGAAGUGGGGAGGGCAAGACAUUAAAACUGCCAACGGAGCUGAAAGUACUUGAAGUUCCCUUUUCUUUUUAUGGGGUAUAUUAAAUUAUUUGCUCCAUUUAAUGAUGACACUGUUUUGGUGAGGACUGAGGAGAAAACAAGUGGAGGAAGGCUGAGCCGGUGGUAAGAAUGGGAGGUGAUUUCUGUCAGCGGCGGGGUGUUGGUUGCGGGAGGUGGGUGUUUGUCGGGGUUGCAUGGGCGGGGGAGCUUGGAUGGCUGUUGUGUGUGUCUGUGUGUGUUUGUUUUGUUUAUGUUAUCCUACCUACUUUGAGAUCUUAGCAUGCCCUUAAUUUGUAAAAAUGUGACAUAGAAGUCACAUUAAUAAAUCUAACGUUUAAGUUAAUAACAACACUUCAUUGCCAGUGACAA